Chrysoperla carnea is the source of this 1213-nucleotide messenger RNA. RefSeq lists its product as uncharacterized. Bases 173 to 664 code for a protein of 163 amino acids. The record is from RefSeq and is a predicted model, not a curated record. The transcript has 5 exons. NCBI's taxonomy places the organism in Eukaryota, Metazoa, Arthropoda, Insecta, Neuroptera, Chrysopidae. Gene Ontology annotation, cellular component: membrane.
AUAUUACUUUUCAAAAUCUUUUUUUUUUAAAGUGUCAGUACAUUAUUGUUUCUCACCGUGUGAACAUUAAAUGAAAAGUUUUAUUCCCAUUUUAAUUUUUUUUAAGUGAUUUUUUUUCCAUAAUUUUGGAUUAUUUUAUUGUUGUGGAGACCAUUAAACAACAAUCACCAAAAUGUCUCAUUCGAUCACAGUUACAAGGACCACAACAACAACGACGACCUCAGCGCUCUUAUUAAACACAGGAUAUAUGAAAACAACACCUGGAAUUUUAAAAUUUAUUCAAUUGGUAUUGGGGAUUGUAACAACAGCCAUUGUUGCACAUUAUAUAACAACAUAUAACUUACAUGCAUUAAAAUCAGAAUUAUUUCAUUUGUUAAUGACAACAACAUUUAUGAUUGGAACAUUUUGUUUAUUGCUGUCAUGUUUGAUAUCAAUUGCAACUGGGUCAAUUAUAUCAAAAACUAUUUAUGAAGUGGUAUACCAUGCUGUAGGAUUUAUUUGUUUAUUAGUUGCUGGAAUUAUCUUAAUGGUUAAUGUAAAUAACAGAAGUUCGAAUUCUUAUUACUACAAGCCAUAUUUAAGUGCUGCUAUAUUAUCAUUGAUCAACUCGUUAUUAUACUUAUUCAGCACAAUAUUAGCAACAAAAACAUAUCGAGGAAUAUAAAUUAAUAAAUUAUUUUUAAAUAUUACUCUGUUAUAUUGUAAAGAAAUAUAUCGAUGUAUGUAAUUUAUUAGAAUAUUAAGCUUUAAUGUGUAAAAAAAACAAAUUCAUUUACAGUGGGAUCUAGAUAAUUGGGUAUCUGUUAUAAAUCGGUGCAAAUGGUGUUUAGUUCUCGAAUUAGUGAGGUCGUCCGAUUAUAGAGUGCUGUUAAUCUCUUGCAGUUGGGCAAAAGUUGUGAGACAAGAUAAACUUAUGCCAAAUGAAUCAUGAAAAGUUUGAAACAAGCCACAAACUUUGUAUAAAAUUACACACCAUUCACUAUGCCCGAUUAUAAGAGAUAUUAAAUUUAGCGAAAGCUCAAUUACCGCGACUCCACAGUAUAAUGCAAGUGUGUUUCAAAAUGUGCCUAAACUCUUUGAUUUAUAAGAACAGAACAAAAAUGUAAAAAUGAUAUUUAUGUGUUUGUUUUUGUAUAAUUUAUAAGAAAACUAUCAACAUCAACGAACUUCAACCUUUAAUGAAAAUGCAAAAAUUAAAAUAUUUAUUUUUAAU